Molecule: messenger RNA, 3248 nt
Organism: Solanum pennellii
Lineage: Eukaryota; Viridiplantae; Streptophyta; Magnoliopsida; Solanales; Solanaceae
Product: proline-rich extensin-like protein EPR1
Exons: 2
Coding region: 19-3069 (1016 amino acids)
Source: RefSeq, a predicted model, not a curated record
UCUUGCAUCAGCAGAAAAAUGGCUUGGCAUUACAACUUGUCCUCCAUCUUAUUGUUUGUUUUUAUCUACUUUAUGCAUGACUGCAUGAUAACUACUAUAACAGCACGUCGCCUUCUUCAGACCUCUAGUUUUUCAGCACCCGCUACUCCUAGUUUUUCAACGUCCGCUGUCCCAAGUUUCACGACGCCCACUACCCCCAGUUUCUCAAUGCCUGCUACCCCAAGUUUCUCCAAUUCUCCGGGUCUUUCAAAGCCUGAGAACCCUAGUUUCUCAAAGCCCCAGACUCGUAGUUUCUCAAAGUCUGAGACACCUAGCUUCUCAAAGCCUCAGAACCCUAGUUUCUCAAAACCUCAAACACCUAGUUUCUCAAAGCCCGAAAAUCCUAGUUUCUCAAAGCCUGAGACACCUAGUUUCUCAAAGUCCGAAAUUUCUAGUUUUUCGAAAGCCGAGACCCCUAGUUUCUCAACGCCAACUACCCCAAGUUUUUCCAAUUCACCUAGUCUUUCAAAGCCUGAGACCCCUAGUCUUGCAAAACCUGACAUCUCUAGCUUUUUAAAACCUAAAACACCUAGUUUCUCAAAAUCUGAAAUACCUAGUUUCUCAAAGCCCGAAACUCCUAGUUUCUCAAAGCCUGAGACACCUAGUUUUUCAAAACCUGAAACCCCUACUUUCUCAAAACCAGAGACCCCUACUUUUUCAAAGCCCGAGACUCCUAGUUUCUCUAAAGCUGAGGCUCCUAGUUUCUCAAAGUCAGAAACUCCUAGUUUUUCAAAGCCUGAGACACCUAGUUUCUCAAAAUUUGAAACCCCUAGUUUCUCAAAACCUGAGGCUUCCAGUUUCUCAAAGCCAGAAACUCCUAGUUUCUCAAAGCCCGAGACACUUAGUUUUUCAAAACCAGAAACCCCUAGUUUCUCAAAACCUGAAACCCCUACUUUUUUAAAGCCCCAGACCCCUAGUUUUUCAAAACCUGAGACUCCUAGUUUCUCAAAGCCCGAGACUCCUAGUUUUUCAAAACCCGAUACCCCUAGUUCUCCAAAGCUUGAGACUCCUACUUUUUCCAAGGCUGAAACUCCUACUUUCUCAAAGCCCAAGACUCCAAGUUUCUCCGAGCGCAAGACCCCUGGUUUAUCAAAGUCUGAAAAUCCUACCUUCUCAAAGCCUGAGACCCCUACUUUUUCAAUGCCCGAAACUUCUACAUCGUCAGAUCCUGUUAUUCCUACUUCCCCAAAUCCCGAGACCCCAACUUUAUUGAAGCCUGAGAAUCCUACUUUCUCAAAGCCUGAAAUCCCAAAAAUUUCAAAGCCCGAGACUCCUAGUUCUACAAAAUUCGAGAUUCCUAGUUUUUCAAAGCCUGAGACUAUUAAUUCCCCAAAGACAGAGAACCCUAAUUCUCCAAAGCUUGAGACCCCUAGUUUUUCAAAACCUGAGACUCCUACUAUCUCAAAGCCGGAGACUCCGAGUUUCCAAAAGUUAGAGACUCCUACUUUAUCAAAGUCUGAAAUUCCAAGUUUUCCGAAGCUUGAGACCCCUAGUUUCUCAAAGCCUGAGACCCCUAGCUUCCCAAAGCUCGAGACUCCUAGUUUUUCAAAGCCUGCGACUUCCCUAAAGCCUGAAAUUCCUAGUUUUUCAAAGCCCGAGACUCCAAGUUCCCCGAAGCCUGAGACCCCUAGUUUCUCGAAGCCCGAAAUUCCUAGUUUUUCAAAGCCCGAGACUCCAAGUUCCCCGAAGCCUGAGACCCCUAGUUUCUCGAAGCCCGAAAUUCCUAGUUUUUCAAAGCCCGAGACUCCAAGUUCCCCGAAGCCUGAGACCCAUACUUUCACAGAUUCUGAAAUGCCAAGUUCUCCAAGCCCCAAGACAUCAAAUUCCCCAAAGCCUGAGACCCCUAGUUUCUCAAAGCCUGAAACACCUAGCUUUUCAAAGCCUGAGACUCCUAGUUUCUCAAAACCUGAUACUCCAAGUUCCUCGAAGCCUGAGGAACCAAGCACCCCAACGCCCAAGAUGCCAAGUUUCUCAAAGCCCGAGGCUCCUAGUUUCUCAAAACCUAAGACUUCAAGUUCUCCAAGUGCCUCCAGUUCCCUAAAGCCUGAAACUCCUAGUUUUUCAAAGCCCGAGACUCCAAGUUCCCCGAAGCCUGAGACCCCUAGUUUCUCGAAGCCUGAAACUCCUAGUUUUUCUAAGCCCGAGACUCCAAGUUCCCCGAAGCCUGAGACCCCUAGUUUCUCGAAGUCCGAUACUCCUAUUUUUUCAAAGCCCGAGAUUCCAACUUCCCCUAAGCCUAAGAUUCCUAGUUUCUCAAAGCCCAAUACACCAAGUUCUCCAAAGUCGGAGUUGCCAAGCUCCCCAAAGCCUGAGACACCAAGCUUCUCAAAGCCCAAGGCGCCAAGCUCCCCAAAGCCCAAGAUGCCAAGUUCCACAAAGUCCGAGAAGUCAAACUCCCCAAAGUUGGAGACUCCAAGUUUCGCAAAGGCUGAGACGCCAAGUUUCCCAAAGGCCAAGACGCCAAGCUCCCCAAAUCACAAGAUGCCAAGUUCCGCAAAGCCAGAGAUGCCAAGCUCCCCAAAGCCCGAGACCCCAAGUUCCCUAAAGCCCGAGACCGCAAGUUCCGCAAAGCCCGAGAUGUCAAGCUCCCCAAAGCCUGACACCUCAAGUUUCGAGACUCCAAGUUUUUCAAAACCCGAAACUCCUAAUUCCCAAAAGCCCGACACACCAAGUUCCCCAAAGUCCGAGAAACCUAGUUUGCCGAAGCAUGAGACCCCAAGUUUUCCAAAUUUUGAGACUCCAAUUUUCUCAAAGUCAGAGAUACCUAGUUUAUUAAAACCUGAAACAUCUAAUUCUUCAAAGCCUGAUAUUCCAGCAGCCCCAAUAGCAGCCCCAGAAUUUGAGACUCCAAGUGUUAUCAGGCUUGAAAUACCAAGUGAACCAAACCGUGAGCUACCAACUACCCCAAAAUCGAAGAUUCCCACGUUUACAAAGCCUGAUUCACCCGUUAUUUCAGAUCUUGAGAUUCCAAGUGUAUUAAAAACAAAUUCACCAAAACCUUCUAAACAAACAUUGUCAACUUCUCCCUAAGUAACUAUGGUGUUAUUCAUGUGACAUGACUUGUGUUGGCUAGCUAACAGAGGAUUAGAUCGCAUAUGAAUGAGUUGAAAAUGGGUUAGAUGCGAAUGACUAAAUAUUUGACUUGUCAUGUGAAUAAAAAUGAGUUGAAUGAUAGAUGAUUUUAGUAUCCACAUAUUAUUUACUCAUAA